Messenger RNA from Arabidopsis thaliana (thale cress), 624 nucleotides. RefSeq names its product prolamin-like protein (DUF784). Gene Ontology annotation, cellular component: extracellular region. The transcript has a single exon. The record is from RefSeq and is marked reviewed. Bases 5 to 460 code for a protein of 151 amino acids. Lineage: Eukaryota; Viridiplantae; Streptophyta; Magnoliopsida; Brassicales; Brassicaceae.
AAAUAUGGCAAAGUCUUUUUCCAUGGUAAUGCUUGUAUCUAUAAUAAUAUUUUACAUGGCUCGUCCAAUUUACUCUCGGAAUAAAAUAUUAGAAGAUAUAGACAUAUCUCCAACUCCAGUGGAAGGAACUGAUUCACCCACAACAGAAUAUGAGAUAGAGCUUGCUCACCGCUUACAUGAAGAUUAUAUUCUGGCUUGCCCUAAAAAGCCGAGUUCCAAAUGCGAUGAUGAGAUUUUCAAUAACAUGUUGGAUGGGACGACGCCAGUGACAAAUGAAUGUUGUCAUGAUAUAUUGAAGACUGGCAAAGAUUGUCACCUUGCAUUGGUUAAAAUCAUAUUCUCCACGAAUGAUUAUAAAAAAAUUGCAUCUAAGGCUAUUCCAAAAAGUAAACAGACAUGGAAUGAUUGUGUCCGUAGAGUUGGGAUGGAGAUUGGUGCUCCGGUCUCUUUCGAACCUUAAACCAAUACAAUAAUAUUCCCUCAUGCAGAUAUGUUUAUGCGUUUUUUUAAUUUGAUUGUGAUCAUUAUAAAACAUCAUGCAUUUUGUUUUUGGUAAUCAAGAAAACAGACUCAUGUAAUAUUUUAUGUUUUCAUUCAUCAUUCGAAUGACUCUAACAAAAAUUG